Molecule: messenger RNA, 5489 nt
Organism: Ictidomys tridecemlineatus (thirteen-lined ground squirrel)
Lineage: Eukaryota; Metazoa; Chordata; Mammalia; Rodentia; Sciuridae
Gene: Xylb
Product: xylulokinase
Biological process (GO): phosphorylation; D-xylose metabolic process; xylulose metabolic process
Cellular component (GO): cytosol
Molecular function (GO): D-xylulokinase activity
Source: RefSeq, a predicted model, not a curated record
UUCCUGUUCCUUCAAGGAGGAGGAUUCCAUUUGGCUGCUAAGCAGUUCAAAUUCAGCCAGUAAGAGAGACAGCGAACAGACCAUUGCUCUGGAGGCCUGGGAAAGGUUUCAAACAGGCACACAUUGGACCAUCAAUACCAGCUGGCAACAGGAAUGAAUGAGCCCCAUCCGUGGUGGCAUCAUGAGCUCUGAUUUUAAAUAGAGAAUGAGAUGUGACACCAUGGGGAAACACUCUGAUGAGCUGAGUCUGGACAGAGCCUGUCAGGACACAGAGCUUCCAACUCCAGGACACUUUUCCUUGAGACCCCUGAGUCACCACCAUAGUUGAAUAGCUGCUCUAGUACCCAAGAGAUAGCUCUGGAGGAUUCUCAGAACCUGGGCCACCAGAGGGCCAGGCAGGGACAAAUUAGGUUAAAGGUGAAACCACUGGGUCUGGAGUCCUCGGAGCAAGCGGGGCGCGUUAGGGCAGGCUGGUGUUGACAGUAGAUGAGGAUGGCAUCCCAAUGAAUCUGGGAGGGAAGUGGGCUGCUCAGGUGGCCGGUCUAUUGCACAGGUGCGAAGCCAGAGGCCCAGGCCGGACGCGGUCCCAGCUCUUGUCCCCCCGCAGGCGGCGCCAGAGCGAAAGCCCGCCUCGUGACUCCGGUCCACAGUCCCGCCGGGCGGGGCGAGGGGCGGGCCCGGGAGCUUGGGCGUUGGAGCGCGGUCACAGUCACGCCGCGGGACGGACUCACGGACGAUCGCUCAGCUGGACCUUUCAGGGAUAUGGGGGAGCACGUCACUCGUAGCUGCUGCCUAGGCUGGGACUUCAGCACGCAGCAGGUGAAAGUUGUUGCUAUUGAUGCAGAGCUGAAUGUCUUUUAUGAGGACAGUGUGCAUUUUGACAGAGACCUUCCAGAAUUUGAGACUCAGGGUGGUGUUCAUGUGCACAAAGACAGGCUGACAGUCACCUCUCCAGUCCUGAUGUGGAUCCAGGCUCUGGACAUCAUCUUGGAGAAGAUGAAGGCUUCGGGUUUUGACUUCUCUCAAGUCCUCGCCUUGUCUGGGGCAGGCCAGCAACAUGGAAGCAUAUACUGGAAGACUGGGGCCAGCUUGGCACUGACGGCACUGUCACCAGACCUCCCAUUGCAUCAGCAGCUGAAGACUUGCUUCUCCAUCAGCGACUGCCCAGUGUGGAUGGACUCCAGCACCACAGCCCAGUGCCGCCAGCUGGAGGCUGCCAUGGGUGGGGCCCAGUCUCUCAGCUGCCUCACAGGGUCCCGCGCCUAUGAGCGUUUUACAGGAAACCAGAUUGCAAAGAUAUACCAGAAGAACCCUGAGGCCUACUCACGCACAGAGAGAAUUUCUUUGGUCAGUAGCUUUGCUGCUUCCCUAUUCCUUGGUUCUUACUCCCCCAUUGACUACAGUGAUGGUUCUGGAAUGAAUCUGUUACAGAUCCAAGACAAAGUCUGGUCCCAGACUUGCCUAGGUGCCUGUGCCCCUCAUUUAGAGGAGAAGCUCGGCCUACCAGUACCAUCAUGCUCAGUGGUGGGAGCCAUUUCUUCCUACUAUGUCCAGCGCUAUGGAUUUCCUCCAGGAUGCAAAGUAGUGGCCUUCACUGGUGAUAAUCCAGCAUCACUGGCAGGCAUGAGGCUGGAGGAAGGUGACAUUGCGGUCAGUCUGGGCACCAGCGACACCCUAUUUCUCUGGCUCCAGGAGCCCACACCUGCCCUAGAAGGCCACAUCUUCUGCAACCCAGUUGACCCUCAGCACUACAUGGCACUCUUGUGCUUUAAAAAUGGCUCCCUCAUGAGAGAGAAGAUCCGCAAUGAAUGUGCUUCCUGUUCCUGGAGUGAGUUCUCUAAGGCACUGCAGUCCACAGAGAUGGGGAACGGCGGAAACCUGGGUUUUUAUUUUGAUGUAAUGGAGAUCACCCCUGAAAUUAUUGGGCGUCAUAGGUUUAAUGCAGAAAACCAUGAGGUCCCAGCAUUCCCCAGAGAUGUGGAGAUUCGAGCACUGAUCGAAGGACAAUUCAUGGCCAAGAGGAUUCAUGCAGAAGGCCUGGGCUACCGAGUCAUGCCCAAGACAAAGAUUCUGGCCACAGGAGGAGCAUCUCACAAUAGAGACAUCUUACAGGUGCUUGCAGAUGUAUUUGGUGCCCCGGUGUAUGUCAUAGACACUGCCAACUCAGCCUGUGUGGGCUCUGCAUACCGAGCUUUUCAUGGUGGAAAAGACGUGCCCUUUACAGAGGUUGUGAAGUUAGCCCCAAAUCCAAGACUAGCUGCUACUCCAAGCCCAGGAGCUUCUCAGGUCUACGAGGCCCUUCUCCCCCGGUAUGCUAAACUUGAACAGAGAGUCUUGUUCCAGACCCAAAGGCCUCUGGAAUGAAUUCUGCAGGCCCAGGCACUCCUGCCCACCCCUGCCUGCCCAGAUUCACUGAUCCCACUUGGAGACACAGCCCUGAACAACAGGGACUGUCUUCCCUGUUCUGAGCCGCUCUUCCUGCUCAUGUUGACUCCUCAGAGUGCUCCUGCCCAUCCAGGAUCAUCCUGAAGCUGACUUCAGCACAUCUUCCUGAAGAUAUUUGGGCUGCCUGUGCCCUACGCCCUAGGUCGGGAGAGCAUCUCUCCUUUCCUGUCUUUCAUCCAAGGAUGCAGGAUAACACCAACUCUGGAAUAUAUCCACUAAAAAGUGUGACCUUUCUAUUUUCAAAGGCAAAAUGAAAGCUGAUCUUGGGACCUUAAUCAGCAGAAUGGGAGAGACAAUGCCUUCUGCCACCACCUACCCUGGCCCUGACUACGCUCACCAAGCACAGAUGCCCCACACUAUACCUUGACCCUGCUGUUCAUCAUCUUCCAUCACCCAGAGCCCACAGACACUUCUCUCCUAUACCCUGGUCCUCCCAGUUGUUUCUGCCCUGUUCAUUUUACCUUCCCAGGUGCCCUCCCAGGACUUCUCCUGUCCCACACCCUCCUUCCUUCAUGUGCUCACCCUUCUCUGCAUACGUCACUUGUCCCUCCCUUAUGGGUCACCCAGUUUCUCCCCACACCCACCUGGUGUAAUUCACCAUUUCCCACCUGAAAAGAACUAAUAGUCCUGGUGGACACACUUCUUAUACCUUCCCUCAGUUCUGCCCAGAGUCUACUAGACUCUGGGUCUGGUUGGGCCAUCUCCCAGGUGGUGGAUUUUAGGGCUCUCUUCUCUUUCUCAUUGCAGUUCAGUUUUUGAAGACAUUAUAUCAUGUUUCUGGGAGAAUUUUGCAAAUUCUUGAUUUCUUUUUUAUUUGGAGUAUUUUCAUCAGGUAAAGAACUGAUCUCACUUUCAGUUAUCUUCCUAUAUUUUUAUGGAUGUUGGGUUUCUUCUUCUCCACUGCUCCUGUUUUACUUUAUAUCUCUCUAUUUCUGGAUCAGUUAUUUGCAAAAGCUUCCAUAGAAAGUCCUUUGUGAUCUUACUCCUGUUAAAAUCCUCCAGAUUUUUCUUCUGUCACAGGCCUUUGCUGAUUCCAGUUAAACCAAAAUACUUGUGGGCUCAUCCAGAGUGGCAAGAUGCUGCAGGCAGGUCUGAGACCUGGUGGAUGAAUAGUGACUGGUGGAAACUCAAAAGGGAGAUGCUUAGACUGGGACUAGGACCAGAGCGUUACUUCUGUUAAGAAUUGAAGCCAUCCUGAAAGGGAGUGGUGUCCCUGGGGGGUUGGUGGGUGAAAAGGGAAAAAGGAAGCAAAAAUCAAAAGAUAACAGCCCAUCAGAUACAACAGCAACUCCAGGAUACAGAAGAAAACACAACUCCCUCAUCACCAUCUGGACAUUGCAUGUUAAAGAAAUUUUACAUGAAUCAAUAGAAAAGGGCUCUCUUGGACCAUGAAACAGAGUGAACUGUAACACAGCUCUCCAACAGAAAAUUUUAAAUCAAUUAAAAAUUCGUGGAUGUGAAAGAAAACCACAGAUCACAAAUUCAAAAACAAAAUGAAAAAGCUUUUCGAAUGUGGAAAAGAAUUUUAACAAAAAGAUAAAGUCAUAACAAUAUGGAGACUAAAUUCCAACAUAUCCAAAUGAAAGUAGAUAACAGCUGUAGUACAGUAAGGCUCAAAGAAGGCAGGAAUGAGAAGAAGAUAGGCCAAGAAGAGACAGCAUGGGUAAAUCGGAGCUCCUGAAGGAAAAAAGAAAAGAAAAAGAAAUUGAAAUGGUAUUAAUAUUUAGAACUCCCCAAAAGAAACUUCUGAACACUCUGAGCAAGUGCUCCAUGACUGAGCUACAUCCCCCACUCCUGAAACUAGAUCUUGAAAACAUCACUCUUGUCAUUUGUGGAAAUUGGCCCCAGAUGAUCAACUCUGAGACCUACUGCAGCAAACUAUUACAUGAUGAAGCUGAAAGAAAAAUUCUCCAGGCCAAAGAUCUAGUCCCUUACAGAAGAAGAUCAGAUUGGUGUCAGACUUCUGAACAAAGCAAAAUAGCAAUGGAGCGACAAUAUCAAAAAGUUUUUUUUAAAGUAUGAACUAUGGAUUUUUAUAUCCAGUUAAGCUGUUCUUUAAAAUUCAAAGAUACAGAAGGAAGUUUUAAUUAUGCAAGUGCUCAGGGAAUAUUAUAACUUCUACGGAAAGAGAAGCUUCAUCCAACUAGGAAAUGAUUGGGGAAACUUGAGCAAAAGUACAUCUUUAGUUGUAGAUCUGACAUCCAAAUGCAAGUGGGGGUAAGGGUGGAUGAAUAAUUUUAAAUGGUACAUGCUUUGUCUAGAGGUAGACAACUAGAAAAGUGGAAAAGAAGGGAGAGGGAAAAGGGAAAGUAUAAGAGUUCUUCAUGGCAUAAGCAAUAUGUAGGAGUCAUAUUUUUAAAAUUGACAAACCAAAGGUUUGAGGCUUAAGUAAGGUAAAAGGGGAAUUAAGAGCAUUAAAGUAUACUAUACUAUUGCCUUCAAUAGUAUAAUAUAAACAAUAUCAUCACUAGAAUAAAAGUGCAAAUCUCCCUCAAUAUCCAAAGAGACAAUAACUAAGUGGAAAAUGUAGUGAAUGUAGCAUCAUUCACAUAGUAAAUAAUAAAUCCAAGCAUGUGAAUCCCAUCAGUAAAUGUAUGUGGACUUCAUCCACCUAUUGAAAAGAAUUUCAGAUUGACUUACAAACCAGCAUGUCUGUUCUUUACAAGAGGCACACCUAAAAUAAGUGAUUCAGAAAGUCUUAAAAGUAAAGGAAUAGGCAAUAGCAUACCAGACAAACGGAAACCACAGAAGGCAAGGUUUACAAUUCAUUUCUUUUUUUUUUUUUAAUUGUCUUAAUUAGUUACACAUGACAGUAUAAUGAUCUUGACAUAUCGUACAUUUGAAUCAGAUGGGAUAUAAUUUCUCAUACAAUUCAUUUCUAACAGGGUAAAAUUCAGGAAAAGAAGAGCAUUAAGAUACUCAAUGCGAAAUAAAGAUACACUAAUUAUGAAUGUUAUAGUCUGAACUGCUCGGUUUGUGAACUUUGAAUGAUAUUCUUCAACUCCCACCUAUUUCCUGUGUAACAAAGAGUUCUUUGUACUUUU